UCUCAACCCAAAUUGUUGCGUCUGCCUGUAACCUUGCGAUAUAAGUGAAGACAAUCAACUCUUUGAUGAAACGAUUUCUGCUCGUACUUUUUUUUAAUUAUGAUCACUAUCAAAAGACAACCUUCUUCGAGUUACGUAUCGUACCAACGCGGUGACAUACCCCUCGUCCUCACGGUCCCACACGGCGGGUAUACCGGUGGCAAGGAAAUACCCGAUCGUCCAGAAAAGGGCGGCAACGUAUUAGUCAACGACGGAUACACGGUUGACACGGCUCGAUUACUUUCUGAAUAUAUUACCGAUUAUUAUGGUAGUCGGCCGUAUAUGGUGAUAUGUAAUGUCCGUCGACGUAAAGUGGAUGUCAAUAGACCUUUGGAUUUGUCGACGGAGUCUGCUGAAGGGCAAGCAGUAUGGAAGGAAUAUCAUCAAACUGUGCAACGUGCAGUGAACGAAAUCCGCGCUCGCCAUAAACAACAAGGUCUACUACUGGACAUCCAUGGACAUUCGCGACACGAUCUGGUUAUGCUUGGUUAUCUUUUGCACAAGAAUGAGCUUAUCCAGUUGCAAGACGAUAGAAACCGCACGGAUCAAGCUGUGCUCAAGAAAUCAUCCAUCCAAACACUCGCAGCACGUAUUUCUAUACCAGAACAUCCCAGUGAACUCUUACGAGGUGACGGCUCUUUUGGUGAGCUAAUGGAAUAUUCAGAAGAAACUGUGAAGGCUGUUCCUUCUUCGAGUCACCCGGCGCCUUUGCAGGACGAAUUUUACUACUCGGGCGGCUAUACAACGCACGCAUAUCAUAAAAAUGAUUCUAACCGUAAUGGAUUGGAUGUUAUCCAGAUUGAAUUGCCUCGGUAUUUACGUUUAACGCCAGAUCAGCGACAGGUUGCGGCAAGAGCUAUCACAGGAGCUGUUACAUACUGGCUCGAUCAAUACUAUCAACCGGUCAUACUUGACAAAGCCAAACUUUAAAAAUGAAGUGGGAAGGGCUCUCGUAGACAUAUUAUGUACUAUACAAGGGAACAUGAAAGAUGUGCCUAUUCUUACUGCUAUUGCUCAGUUGAUAUAUAAAAUUAUAAUCUACACCACUAGCACUCAUGGUGUAUUAUAAAUGUGGGCUGUAGUAGUAGAUCAUACUAAGUUCAACCAGGAGGUAGAAUGAGUCGGUGAAAUGUUAAUGUACAUACCCCGCUAGUACUCGUUAAAUCUUUUAAGCAC
This is a messenger RNA of Zychaea mexicana, 1215 nucleotides long. RefSeq lists its product as uncharacterized. NCBI's taxonomy places the organism in Eukaryota, Fungi, Mucoromycota, Mucoromycetes, Mucorales, Lichtheimiaceae. The transcript is spliced from 3 exons. The record is from RefSeq and is a predicted model, not a curated record. The coding region runs from base 100 to 969 and encodes 289 amino acids.